CGAAUGGGUGUGCGUGUGCUUACGAGGCGCAGCGGUGGGGGCUGGUGAGCCAGAGCCAGAGCCAGAGGCAGCCAGCGACCAAAGCAAGCACUUCCGUCUCUUCUGUCCUCUCCUCUCCUCUCCUGGCCCUCGUGGAACGUCUGUCAAGGCCUCGGCUGCCAGGCCAGGCCGUGUUUAGUCCCUCUCCCCGCCUCACUCCGUCGCCGACCCACCUUCCAUCUCUGCCACCCGGCCCCAACCCUCGCUGGUUCUUCUGUCACUAGCAAGCAGGUAGCACUGCAAGGGCGCCUGGGUCUGAUUCCCACUCUGCCCUCUCUCUCUCUCUCUCUCCCUCUCCCCCGACCCCUCCCCCCGCCCCCCACCGUUGGCUCGUGCUGUUGUGUAUAGUUUGGUGUGUAAUGUGCGUUUCUGAAUCUCGACGUCCGCUUCAGGACCCGUCGGCUGCAUUGGGGUCGGCCACGAAUCAGCCCUCGGGCUCUGAAGACUGCAACGUCGUCGUCGGCAGGAGAGGUGUGGAAGACGCGCUGUUUUAGAUCCUUGGUAGUGCUGAAUGUAGGUUUGUGAAGUUGUGUACAGGAGGAGCGGUGGAGAUGUGGGAUUGAGUCUGUCUCCAAUUCCGGCGUGCUGUGGCUUGUGUGAUCGGCAGCAUUCCGGGUAGAAGAUUGUAAGAAGCGAGCGAGCCGGCCAGCCUCGGGAGCGUAGGCAGGAAGCGAGAUCGGUAGAAAGUAAUUGUUGAUUAGGAGGAAGGUGGAAGGAACGAGGAUCGAAAAGGUCUAGAGAUCGUUAGGGCUGCACAGGUGCGGUAGACGAGCACUGAGGACGAGCACGAGAAGUUGUUGUGGUGAUCAUUUCAGUCGUGGUCGUGGUCGUCGUAGUGGUUGUGGUUGUGGUCGAGAAGGCGAAGGGAAACGAGGGAUUGGGGGAAGAUGAACUUCCUGAGGUCCGGGCUGUUCAGCGACUCGGAGAGCAGGCCGCCACAUGCGACGAGCGGGGAGGAGGAGGAGGAGGCGAAGGAGGCCGGACGAGACGACGGGAUGAGAAAGGACGAGCAGCAGGCGGAGGCGAUGGCGAGUCCGUGGAGUUUCGGCUUUGGGAGCCUGGUGAAGACGCUGGCGUCGAAAUCCGGGGAGGUGCUGCAGGCGUACCAGCGGGAUCUGCACGAGUUCGCCGACGGUUUGAAGAAGGAGACGGAGGUGGUGGCCGAGGUGACGGUGCACGCCGUGAAGGAUCUGCCGCACACGCUCGAGACGGGCGCCGUGGUGGCGCAGGAGUCGCUGGAGACCGUGGGGCAGACGCUGGAGGAUUUCGGGGGGUCGAUAUGGCGAGGGACGACGGAAUUGAUCGCCUCGGUGAAGGAAGCGGUGCAGAAGGUGGACGAGGAGGCGGCCGCCAACUCCAAGGCCAAGGCGAAUGUGGCGCGCGAGGCCUCGGCCACCCCGGCGGCCAAUUGGAAGUACAAUCGCUACGAAGCGCAGGUCAAUGCCAUGCAGCGCGACAGCAGCACCUACUGCGACGAGCCCGAGGACGAGGACGACUUCGCGGCCUGGCGCUCGUCCUUCCGCCUGAGCGAGAAGCAGGGCGACAUCGAGGCCGUGACCAAGGACAACGCCUUCAUGCAGGAGCUCCAGGCCCGAAUCGUGCCCCUGAUCGUCGAGCACGAGGUCUUCUGGACCCGCUACUUCUACCGCCUGCACAAGCUCCAGCAGGUCGAGGACGCCCGAGCCGAUCUCGUCAAGCGCGCCACUCUUCUCGAGGACGAGGAGCUCACCUGGGACGUCGAGGAGGAUCUCGACGACCUCAAGAGCCCGGCCGAGCCCCGCUCGGAGGGCGCAGCCUCUUCUGCUGCCCCCGCCUUCGCCCCCGCCCCCGCCAUCGCAGCCGAGCCGGUGGCCUCGUCCGGCCGGGGCAAGGAAGUCGCCGAGCGAGAGGUCGCUGGCCCCGCAUCGCCCUCGGGAAGCGGCGUCAAGGCCGAGCACCAUCAGCACCAUCAGCACCAGCAGCACCCGGAGAUCGCCCCGGAGGCGUCCGCAGGCAUUCCCGACGAGGAAUCUGUGAGCGAGGGGAGCACCGGGAGCGAUUGGCUGGUCGUGCAGGACGAGAAGGAUCAAGGGGCGGGCGAUGACGGAGCCCAGCAAAAGCCGGGCAAGGAAGCCGUGCCAUCGGUGGUCGGGAAAGGACGACAAUCUGCUGAUGAGGCCGACGAGCCGGAGCUGGAGGAUAUUGGUGACAUCGCCGUGGACGCCAUGCCCCGAGGCUCCUCCGAUUCGAGCAAGAGCAACAAGGUUGUAGAUAAGAAGCCCGUUGCCGACGAGACCGAGGACUGGGGUGACUGGGAGUGACGAUGUACUCUAAGCGUAAAUAAUUGAGCGAACGGCGAUUGAACAUGAUUUGAAGCCUAUUGUUAUUUGUGAAUAGGGGCGGUUUUUCCUUUUUUUUCUUCAGUAGCUCGAUCGGUCUCCGGAGGCGAAAUGUGAUAGUUAAAAUAAACUUAGCGGAUCAUCAUCUAGUGCAGGUUUCGAAAUUACGAGCGAUAUAGGAGAGUAGGACUCAUUACAUAGUCGGACUGCUCUCGGCUCUCCACUCUGCUCCGCCCGGUCUGAGCAGCAGCAGCAGCAAGAGGUGGUGGUGGUCGAGAGUUGGGAAAGUUCCAGCCUGGUUCUUUUGACAUUCAACCGUGUGCAAGCACAUUUGUAUAGUCUCAUUGCAGCAAAAAAAUUUGCUCAUAGGUUUCCAGAGGUCUUUCGAGUCAGGCCGAGGAAACCUCUAGGUCAUUAUCAUAUUAGCGUCAUGGUUGCAGCCUGUAUCGUCAACGUGACCAAUCUCGAUGACAUUGUCAAAGAAGGUGCCUGAUUCGUACGACUGCCUUUGACUUUGGAUUCAGAUCGAAGGGAUCAUUGCUUCCACAGGGGAAUUUCCUGAUUGUAACGAUCUCGGAAGAGAUAUUUUCCGGACUGGGAUUGCUAAUGACUCAUUUCACAUUUUCUCACCCUGGCUCGUGUCCAAAGUCGGGUCUUUGUCUGGGUUCUGCAAAGUUCUUCACACCGCUUUCAGCCCCUCGAGAAUUAGUCGAGGAGACCAUGCUCUGUUUUCAACUGUGGAUGCCUCGGCCAGAAGAAUCGUGACGAAGGAACCGGGCCUGUUGGAGAGCAAUGAUUCCCAACCUUGGAUCAUCCGACCCCCC
Molecule: messenger RNA, 3181 nt
Organism: Marchantia polymorpha subsp. ruderalis
Lineage: Eukaryota; Viridiplantae; Streptophyta; Marchantiopsida; Marchantiales; Marchantiaceae
Source: the annotation of a GenBank genome assembly